AUGGACUGGAGUUCUCAUUUUGCGCAGAGCAAGCUGGUCUUCUACUUUUUCUUCUGGGGCACCCAUAUCACACUGUUUGCCGUCGGAUGGUACCUGCAAGCGACGGACGAGAAAUUGGCGGCUCUGAAUACGCUGAAAUUCUCCGUGUGGAUUUCACGGGGUGCGGGUCUCGCGCUGAGCUUCGAUGGCGCCUUGAUCCUCCUGCCCAUGUGCAGGAAUCUCUUACGGUUCAUCCGACCGAAGAUCAGAUGGUUGCCUCUGGACGAAUCGCAAUGGUUCCAUCGGCAGGUGGCUUAUGCCAUGCUGAUUUUUACCAUCAUUCACACUGCUGCCCACUACGUGAACUUCUUCAAUGUCGAGAAACUCCAGCUUCGCCCGGAGACCGCCAUCCAGAUCCACUAUACCCAGGCCGGCGGAAUCACGGGCCAUAUCAUGCUGCUGUGUAUGCUGCUCAUGUACACCACCGCCCACGCUCGAAUCCGGCAGCAGUCCUUUGAGACGUUUUGGUACACGCAUCAUCUCUUUAUCCCGUUCAUGCUGGGUCUUUACACCCACGCAACCGGGUGUUUCGUUCGAGAUACGGCCAAUCCCAUUUCGCCCUUUGCCGGGGCGAACUUUUGGAACCACUGCCUGGGUUAUGAGGGCUGGCGAUGGGAGCUCUGGGGCGGUGGAAUUUAUCUCUUUGAACGGCUGUAUCGCGAAAUCCGGGCGCGUCGGGAGACGGAAAUCACCAAAGUUAUCCGACAUCCAUAUGAUGCAAUUGAGAUUCAAUUCCGGAAACCGAGCAUGAAGUACAAAGCCGGCCAGUGGCUGUUCCUUCAGGUUCCCGAGGUGUCGAACACCCAGUGGCAUCCUUUCACCAUCACUUCCUGUCCAUUCGAUCCGUACAUCAGCGUGCACGUUCGUCAAGUGGGUGACUUUACGCGCGCGCUCGGAAACGCACUGGGUUGCGGUCCUGCACAGGCGAAGGAUCUGGAGGGCCUCGACCCGAUGGGGAUGUAUGAGAUUGCGGUGCAGAACGGUCAGAAAAUGCCCAAGCUACGCAUCGACGGGCCUUACGGAGCGCCGGCCGAGGAUGUCUUUGACAAUGAGAUCGCCGUCCUGAUCGGAACCGGAAUCGGUGUGACGCCGUGGGCGUCGAUCUUGAAGAACAUCUGGCACCUGCGCUCAGGACCCAAUCCGCCGAAGCGGUUACGGCGAGUCGAGUUCAUCUGGAUCUGCAAGGACACGAGCUCGUUCGAGUGGUUCCAGGCGUUGCUGUCCUCGCUGGAGCAACAGUCCGCCUCAGCCGCGACGAGCCAGGGCGGGCCCGAGUUCCUGCGCAUCCACACUUACCUCACCCAGCGCCUGGACCAGGACACGGCGACGAACAUCUACCUCAACUCCGUCGGGACGGACGUCGACCCGCUGACGGAGCUGAAGAGCCGCACCAACUUUGGCCGACCGGACUUCAAGCGACUGUUUCUGGCCAUGCGGCAGGGGCUGAUCGACCAGACGUAUCUGACGGGGCUGGAGGCUAACAUCACCACCGAGGUGGGAGUGUACUUCUGUGGACCGAACGCUGCGGCCCGGCAGAUCAAGAAGGCGGCCAAGGAGGUGUCGACGCGGGAGGUCAAGUUCAAGUUCUGGAAGGAGCAUUUCUAG
Molecule: messenger RNA, 1644 nt
Organism: Rasamsonia emersonii CBS 393.64
Lineage: Eukaryota; Fungi; Ascomycota; Eurotiomycetes; Eurotiales; Trichocomaceae
Product: NADPH oxidase (NoxA)
Exons: 4
Coding region: 1-1644 (547 amino acids)
Biological process (GO): defense response; superoxide anion generation
Cellular component (GO): NADPH oxidase complex; plasma membrane
Molecular function (GO): superoxide-generating NAD(P)H oxidase activity
Source: RefSeq, a predicted model, not a curated record